Messenger RNA from Moesziomyces antarcticus, 1725 nucleotides. RefSeq names its product farnesyl-diphosphate farnesyltransferase. Lineage: Eukaryota; Fungi; Basidiomycota; Ustilaginomycetes; Ustilaginales; Ustilaginaceae. The record is from RefSeq and is a predicted model, not a curated record. Gene Ontology annotation, molecular function: squalene synthase [NAD(P)H] activity. Gene Ontology annotation, cellular component: endoplasmic reticulum membrane. Gene Ontology annotation, biological process: ergosterol biosynthetic process; farnesyl diphosphate metabolic process. The coding region runs from base 1 to 1725 and encodes 574 amino acids. The transcript has a single exon.
AUGGGUCUGCUACAAUACGUGCUGCUGGGUAUCACCCACCCGUCCGAGCUGCGCGCCAUGAUCGGAUACAAGGUCUGGCGCGACCCGCUCAACGACAUCAAGGCGAAUCCGGUCGAGUCCGGCUGGGAUCGCGAGCGCAUGCGACAGUGCUGGACCUUCCUCGACCUCACCUCGCGCUCGUUCGCCGCCGUCAUCAAGGAGCUCAAGGGCGAGCUCUCGCGCGUCAUCUGCCUCUUCUACCUCGUCCUCCGCGCGCUCGACACCAUCGAGGACGACAUGACCAUCCCCGCCCACAAAAAGGUGCCGCUCCUCGUCGACUUCUACAAGUACCUCGAACAGCCCGGAUGGAACUUCACCGAGUCCGGGCCCAACGAGAAGGACCGCCAGCUGCUCGUCGAGUUCGACAAGGUCAUUGCAGAGUACCAGCUGCUCGACCACGGAUACCGCACCGUUAUCUCCGACAUCACCGCAAAAAUGGGCGCAGGCAUGGCGAGUUACAUCGAGCUCAGCGCCAAGGCUCCCCUCAGCGUCAGCACCUGGAAGCACUUUGACCUCUACUGCCACUUUGUCGCCGGCCUCGUCGGCGAGGGCCUCUCGCGUCUGUUUAGCGAGAGCAAGCUCGAACGCCCCUGGCUCGGUCACCAGCUCGAGCUUUCUAAUCAUAUGGGCCUCUUCCUCCAAAAGACCAACAUCAUCCGCGACUACGCAGAGGACUGCGAAGAGGGCCGCUUCUUCUGGCCCAAGCAGUGCUGGGCCGACGACUAUGCGCGCUUCGCCUCGCAGCCCGACGUCGCCAGCGGCAUCGUCGAGACCAAGCCGGGAAGCGGCAAGUACAAGCCCGCCGAUUCGGAGCUCGGCCGUCGCAGCAUGUACGUGCUCUCUUCCAUGCUGCUCGAUGCCAUGUCGCACGCCACCUCGGCACUCGACUACCUCGCGCUGCUCAAGGAGCAGUCGGUGUUCAACUUUUGCGCCAUCCCCCAGGUCAUGGCCAUCGCCACGAUCGAGCUCAUGUUCAACAAUCCGGACGUGUUCAAGAAGAACAUCAAGAUCCGCAAGGGUGUCGCGGUCGGGCUCAUCCUCAAGGCGGUCAAUCCGCGCGAUGUGGCGUACACCUUCCUGGCGUAUGCGCGCAAGAUCCACGCACGCCUUACGCCCGCCGACCCCAACUUUGCGCGCUGGUGCGUCGAGCUCGCGCGCAUCGAGCAGUGGUGCGAGACCUACUAUCCGGGCUUUGUCGCCAGCGAGGGCGGGGCGGACGACGUGCGUGCCGACGGCCUCAAGCAGUGGAGCGAAAAACGCAAGACCCAGGCUCUCAUCAUGAAGCACGCCAAACUCGAGGGCAGAGACCCCACCUCCAUGGACGCCAAGGAGGCCAUCGAGGCCGCAAAGCGCUCCGCGUUGGAUCCAAGGGACCUGAUGACCGAGGACGAGAAGAAGGCGCUCGACAAGAAGGACAGGGACGAGAUGAUGAAGUUCUUCAUCCUCAUGCUGGCGGGUAUGACGCUCUUCAUGGGCAUCGUGGCGCUGGCUACGUGGGAGAUCAUUUGGUAUUGGACCAUGGAUACGCCCGACCCGCUCUCGACCGCCGUCGUGCAGCUCUACCACACCGCGAGGCAGGAGGGCUAUGCAACCGUGGUCGAGAUCCUCGCCACCGUGCGCGCGAGCUUCGAGCAUGUCUGGAAGCACGGCAUCAACUCCAACUCGAACGCCAAACUCGAACUCUAA